Eurytemora carolleeae is the source of this 699-nucleotide messenger RNA. RefSeq names its product neuroblast differentiation-associated protein AHNAK-like. The coding region runs from base 1 to 699 and encodes 232 amino acids. Gene Ontology annotation, cellular component: nucleus; cytoplasm. Gene Ontology annotation, biological process: regulation of RNA splicing. The transcript is spliced from 3 exons. NCBI's taxonomy places the organism in Eukaryota, Metazoa, Arthropoda, Copepoda, Calanoida, Temoridae. The record is from RefSeq and is a predicted model, not a curated record.
AUGAAGGUUGAUGGACCAGUUAUACUGAUUCAUGGAUCAGAUAUACAGUUUGAUGGACCAGAUAUACAGGUUGAUGGACCAGAUAUACAGGUUAAAGCACCAGAUAUACAGGUUGAUGGACCAGAUAUACUGGUUGAUGCACCAGAUAUACUGGUUGAUGCACCAGAUAUACAGGGUAAUGGUCCAGAUAUACAGGUUGAUGGACCAGAUAUACAGGUUGAUGGACCAGAUAUACAGGUUAAAGCACCAGAUAUACAGGUUGAUGGACCAGAUAUACAGGUUGAUGGACCAGAUAUACAGAUUAAAGGACCAGAUAUACAGGUUAAUGGACCAGAUAUACAGGUUGAUGGACCAGAUAUACAGGUUAAUGGACCAGAUAUACUGGUUGAUGGACCAGAUAUACAGGUGGAUGGACCAGAUAUACAGAUUGAUGCACAUGAUAUACAGGUUGAUGGACCAGAUAUACAGGUUGAUGCACCAGAUAUACAGGUUAAUGGACCAGAUAUACAGGUUAAUGGACCAGAUAUACAGGUUGAUGGACCAGAUAUACAGGUUGAUGGACCAGAUAUACAGGUUGAUGGACCAGAUAUGCAUGUUAAUGGACCAGAUAUACAGGUUGAUGGACCAGAUAUACAGGUUGAUGGACCAGAUAUACAGAUUAAUGGACCAGAUAUACAGGUUCAUGGACCAGAUAUAUAG